Molecule: messenger RNA, 1488 nt
Organism: Neospora caninum
Lineage: Eukaryota; Apicomplexa; Conoidasida; Eucoccidiorida; Sarcocystidae
Product: Os02g0824100 protein, related
Exons: 10
Coding region: 1-1488 (495 amino acids)
Molecular function (GO): heme binding; iron ion binding; oxidoreductase activity, acting on paired donors, with incorporation or reduction of molecular oxygen
Source: RefSeq, a predicted model, not a curated record
AUGUCGGAACUUACUGCGGGUUCGGAUAUGUUCAGUGCUAUCCCCGCGGGUGUCCAGCAAGUGAUCAGAAAUGUUGUCUUCUGGGGAGCGACCGACGAAACUGCUCAGAAAUGGAGGUUGAGAGUUCUCGGCGUAGGCGCAGUAGCCGUCGCGGGCGCUGCGUCGUGGGUGUAUCUCAUCUACCCGUUUUUGCAGCACAUGAAAGUUCGGAACUUGCCCCAGCCGGGCACGUCAACGUGGCUAAACGGCGACAAAAAGGAACUCGAAAAGCACGUGAAGGGAGGCGAGAAGCGCCGUUACUUUUCUCGGUUGCGCCAGACAGUGGGGCCAAACUGCUUCAUUCGGCUGCCCCUUCAGUUUUCGCUGGCGUCCCUGACGAAGAAUCCGUUCGGCCUUCUCUUCGUCACGAGCGACUGGAAUGUGAUUCAGGAACUCACGACACAGAGCGGAAGCCUGGACCUCGUCGCCCUCAACGACACCCGAGCCGUCGACGCGCUGCAGCUCACGAGACUCGCGAUGUUUGAUUUGUGGCUCAACCUGCUAACGGGCCGUCAAGGGCACCACGCGCUCACUGCUUCGGGCCACCUCGCCCUGACUCCCAACAGAAUCGAGACGGGCGCAUUGCCUUACAGCACUGUAGAGGCGAUCAUGACCAUGACUAGGUUCCACAAAGAGAACUACGAGCUCCUCUUUCUCCCGACGGACUCCUCUGCAGUCACCUCCACGGCGGCUCACAAGGCUCUUGUCCAGCAGUACAAAGCUGUUGUGAAUGCCGCGCCCGUAAUUUUGACGCAGAUGCUGGACGAGAAGAAUCAGCAGGCACUCUUGCCCCGGAUCCUCGCCGCUGAAGACUCUGUGACGCGCCGUGGCCUUGCGGCUGACGAAAUCCGCGACAGCGCGGCUCUCCUGUUUCUGGCGUCAGAAAACACUGCUCUCCCUAUUGUAUGGGCACUGUAUGAGCUUGCGAAAGACCAAGCGCUUCAGCAGCGAAUUCACACGGCUACGCGUGUGGAAGAUUUGACGGUGAUCGACAGCACAGACCAACUGAUUAGCCGUCUCGGAGAAGUUCUGAAUCUUUUUCUCGAGGCUCUACGCUUUUACGCCCUCCCGAUUCUCUCCCGAAGUGCCUCCAGCCCCAUUCAACUGAAAUCCGCUGAUCUUACUAUCCCUGCUGGUACUGUUGUUCUGGUGGACAACUACUCGCUGACGCGCGAUGAAACUCUCUGGGGACAAGACGCCAACGUCUUCAAUCCAGAUCGCUUCUCCGGCAAAAUCUGGCAGCAGGCCCCGUGGCUGCCUUUCGGGUUCGGUUCGCGCAAGUGCAUCGGAGAGCGCGUGGCGGUAACGCAUGCAGUCCUUUUUCUCGCAGUUGUUGUUCGUUAUUUCGCUCUGGAACUAGACACCAAUUCGAUGCCCCCAGAGCCUGUGGAACGCCAGUUCCUCACGCCCGACAAGCCCGUUAUGCUUCGCUUCAGACCUCGCGUGUAG